Misgurnus anguillicaudatus (oriental weatherfish) is the source of this 1030-nucleotide messenger RNA. Lineage: Eukaryota; Metazoa; Chordata; Actinopteri; Cypriniformes; Cobitidae. The record is from RefSeq and is a predicted model, not a curated record.
GCGCUGGACUUACAUUUUGUUUCUUAAUGAGAACUUGUAUAGCGCGCUACUUGGAAAUGUAUAUUGUCUCUUUUUUAGUCGUCUUCAUUGACUUGCCAAAUACAAGUUUUUAAUUUAACUAAAUUGACAGCUAACAGAAGGAUUAACAAACGCCAUCUCUUUAACGAUAACAUUGUUCUCAAAAGCGUUGCUUUCAAGCCUUUACCUAACACGAUCUUGCUUGUAUUCCUUUAAUAAACGAUUUCCUGCAAAAUAAAUAACUAUAUAAUAACUAUAUUUCAGAGAAAUUGUAUUUUAAAAAGAGCGGGAAAGCAAAACCGCACUACAAUACAUGAGUGCAUUGAAUUCAAACAUUAGGCUGUGGGUGGGGCUACGGUCUUAGCCACUUUGAUUGGCUCUCUCACGUCUUAGCCACACCAAUGAAAUCCAUUCAUGAUGUUUGUCCAAUGAAGACAACCAAUCAGCACCGUAAGCCUGUUGUCUUUGAAAAUUAGCAUGGACAGAGAAUAAAUACUUCUUCACCAGAGCAGAUCGGUACACACUUUGUUGUUCUUUCUUGAGAAAUCAUGCCUGAGCCAGCGAAGUCCGCACCUAAGAAGGGGUCCAAGAAGGCCGUCACUAAAACCGCCGUAAAGGGCGGCAAGAAGCGCAAGAGGUCCAGGAAGGAGAGCUAUGCUAUCUACGUCUACAAGGUCCUGAAGCAGGUUCAUCCUGACACCGGGAUUUCCUCUAAGGCCAUGGGGAUCAUGAACUCUUUCGUCAAUGAUAUUUUCGAGCGUAUCGCCGGUGAGUCCUCUCGUCUCGCUCACUACAACAAGCGCUCCACCAUCACAUCGAGAGAGAUCCAGACCGCCGUGCGUCUGCUGCUGCCCGGUGAACUCGCCAAACACGCCGUGUCUGAGGGAACAAAGGCCGUCACAAAAUACACCAGCUCAAAAUAAAUCUGUUGAAUCUUUUAACACCACAAAGGCUCUUUUAAGAGCCACCCACUCUAUCAGAUAAACGAGCAUCCAAAUUAAUUGAGUGUUUA